GUUUCUAAGCUGGAUUUAAGAUGCAGCGCCCAGUCAUCCUCCCCGGUGCGACAGUAGUUUCCACCGCCGUCAGAAGACAGAGGCACCGUAGAAAACGACGGGGAUUCAUGCCUUGGCAUCAAAACUUAGGCCAUGGAAAUAACACUGAAGGGUUAUCCUGUGAAGGUGGCCAGCAUCCCAUGGAGGAAUAACAACCUGAGCACCCUGCACACGGAGCCCCCCCUGUCCGAACAGGGAGAAACCAUCAUCGGAGUCUACCUCCUAGUGUUGGGAUGGCUUUCCUGGUUUGGAAACAGCUUAGUGAUGUUUGUCCUGUACAGACAACGAGCAUCGCUUCAGCCCACGGACCUCCUCACAUUAAAUCUGGCCAUCUCCGACGCUAGCAUCUCAGUGUUCGGCUACUCCAGAGGAAUAUUAGAAAUAUUUAAUAUCUUGAAAGAUGACGGGUAUUUAGUCACUUGGAUCUGGACCUGCCAGGUCGAUGGUUUCUUUACUUUGCUGUUCGGCCUCGCCAGCAUCAACACCUUGACCGUCAUCAGCAUCACCAGAUACAUUAAAGGCUGCCAUCCCAACAAAGCGUACUGCAUUAGCAUGAACACCAUCGCCGUGGCUCUGAUCUGCAUUUGGACCGGCGCCAUGUUCUGGUCUGUGGCUCCGUUACUGGGAUGGGGCAGUUACACAGACCGGGGUUAUGGGACCUGCGAGGUGGACUGGACCAAAGCCAACUACUCCACCAUCCAUAAGUCCUACAUCGUCUCCAUCCUCAUCUUCUGCUUUUUCAUCCCCGUCAUCAUCAUGCUCUUCGCCUACGUCUCUAUUAUCAACACUGUCAAAAGCACAAACGCCAUGUCAGCUGAUGGUUUACUCACCUCCCGACAGAGGAAGGUGGAGAGAGAUGUUACAAGGAUUUCCAUUGUAAUCUGCACGGCUUUCAUCAUGGCCUGGUCCCCAUAUGCCGUGGUAUCGAUGUGGUCGGCCUGGGGCUUCCACGUGCCCACCACCACCAGCAUCUUCACACGUCUGUUCGCCAAGUCCGCCAGCUUCUACAACCCGCUCAUCUACUUUGGCAUGAGCUCCAAGUUCCGCAAAGACGUGUCGGUGCUGCUGCCGUGCGCGAGGGACCGCAGGGAGGUGGUUCGUCUGCAGCACUUCAAGAACAUCAAAGCCAAGGCCGAGACUCCGCCCCCCAACCCGAACCCGUCGGCGCCGUCACUUCCUGCGAAACACCCCGAGGUGAAGUACAUGACAGAGAAGACGCAUCAGUCCAGUCCUGACAAUGAUUCAGGGGUGAACAGCCCGCCGCAGACGCCGCCGUCCGACCCGCAGGAGGUCUUCCACGUUGACCCGGCGUCUCACGUUGAAACGUCAGAGUACUGGAGCGACAGACUCUGAAGACUCCGCCCACUUCACCUGAACCGAUACUUGAAUUCACAAGGGGAGAUUAAGAGUAUUUUUGUAUGUUUUGGUCUUACCCAUGGUACUGAAGUGUGAAAAAUGUGUAACUGCUGUCAAUAAAUGUUCUGAGUUUUAA
Molecule: messenger RNA, 1531 nt
Organism: Sphaeramia orbicularis (orbiculate cardinalfish)
Lineage: Eukaryota; Metazoa; Chordata; Actinopteri; Kurtiformes; Apogonidae
Product: opsin-5-like
Exons: 6
Coding region: 133-1392 (419 amino acids)
Biological process (GO): G protein-coupled receptor signaling pathway
Cellular component (GO): membrane
Molecular function (GO): G protein-coupled receptor activity
Source: RefSeq, a predicted model, not a curated record